UGCUCGUGUUGAAUCCUCCACUGCGGUAACGGUGUCGUUAAAUCUGUUGAACGCGUCUUGUCGUCGCGCGUUCAGUGAAACGCCGGUCGGUCUUCAGUCCGCUUGUAGCCGCUGGUGUAUUGGAGUCGGUUCGGGCGUCCGUGGAUUGCCUCAAUACCUCCUCGAAAAGCCCGUUCUGUUCUUUAAGUUCAAGAAAACACCCGGAGCCCUUGCCGUAUCGUCUUUGACUCUUACCGGAGAUCAAUGUAUAUUUUUCGGCGCCAGCGGAGCGCGAAAUCUUGCAGGACAAUGUUGAUCGUUUUUGUAUAAAACAGCUCAACCGGUUCCGGUCAGUCAAACUUUACCUCAGAGAAGAUCACGGUGGAUAACUCGCGUGUGUUUUGUGUAUUUAUUAUUAUUUUUUACCUCAGAAAGUGAUGGCGGGGCGAGGACGAGCACUGCUCGUGCUGUUUGCGGGUCUCACCGUUUUUCGGUUCGGCGGAGCGAGUAAAGGUGCUGGGAUUCAGGGCUUCACCUCGUUCAGGUUCUCCGUGGAACCCGUGGACACGUUGGCCGUACGAGGUCUCCCGGCGGUUCUGAACUGCUCUGCCGUCAGCGAUGCUCUGGUCAGGGUGGAAUGGAAGAAGGACGGAACCUUCCUGAAUCUGGCAGCGGACGACCGGAGACGACAGCUGCCCGACGGCUCUCUCUUCAUCAGUACUGUGAUUCACUCCAAACACAAUAAACCCGAUGAGGGCGUUUAUCAGUGUGUCGCCACCAUCCACAAUCUGGGCACCAUCAGCAGCCGAACGGCCAGACUCACGGUGGCAGGACUGCCGCGGUUCCUCAGUCAGCCGGAGGGCGUGUCCGUUCGUGUGGGCGGGACCGAGAUGUUGAACUGUGAGGUGACGGAGGAGCUGGCCCCGUUCACCCGCUGGGAGAAGAGCGGUGGAGCUGUCGAUGUGGACGCUCGGGUCACACAGCUGCCCGGCGGAGCGCUGGUCAUCAGCAACGCCUCUCAGAGCGACGCCGGACUCUACCGCUGCAUCAUUGACGGUGUGGGAGCGGCCAAAACCAGCGAGGAGGCGGAGUUACAGGUGUCAUCAGACUCCGGUGUUGAGGAAAAACUGGAGAUCCUCCAGGGUCCGGUUGCCGUGGCAAAGGUUGUCAGGGAGAACGUGUUGUUGCCAUGCGUGAUGAAAGGUCAUCCUGUUCCGGUUAUUCGCUGGACGUUUAACUGGAGGCCGGUUGAUGAAGGCGAACGCUUUGCUGUGAUUGGUGGAGGCAGCCUGCAGAUUGUUAACCUGACAGAAGAGGAUGCUGGGAUAUACAGCUGCCAGGCAGACGGAGGCAACACUACCAAUGAGAUUCAGGCAGAGCUCACAGUGCUGGUUCCUCCACGCUUCCUCACGACACCCUCGAACACUUACGCUCAAGAGUCUAUGGACAUCAUCUUUGAGUGUGAUGUCAUGGGCUCACCGCCGCCCACCGUCAGAUGGAUGAAAGACGGAGACACGGUCAUCCCGAGCGAUUAUUUCAGAAUCGUGGAACAGCACAAUCUGCAGGUGUUGGGUUUGGUGAAAUCAGACGAGGGCUUUUAUCAGUGUUUAACAGAGAAUGAUGCUGGAAACAUUCAGGCCAGCGCACAGCUCAUCAUACUGGACUUAGACGUUGCCCUUCCUUCUGCUCUUCCUUCACUGACUGAUGCCACUGCUGACCAUGUAGCGUCCGGCCCCGUCGACGGCUCCGGCCCCGUCCCGUCUGCACCGCGUGAUGUGGUGGCGUCUCUGGUGUCCACGCGCUUCAUCAAACUCACCUGGAGACUUCCUGCUGAAGCUCACGGAGAAAACAUCACCUACUCCGUCUUCUACAGUCUGAACGGCACCAACAGGGAGCGUGUGGAGAACACCAGCGUGCCGGGAGAGAUGCAGGUCACCAUUCAGAACCUCGUCCCCGACACCAAGUACACCUUCCGGGUGGUCUCGUCCAAUGCCAACGGCCCAGGAGAGAGCUCCGCCCCGCUUACAGUGGCCACUCAACCCGAGGUUCAGCUGCCGGGACCGGCUCCAAACGUUCAGGUGAUGUCUGUGGGCUCAACAUCCAUCACCCUGAGCUGGGAGCAACCUCUGACGGGCAACGGAGAGAUCCACACCUAUAAACUCUUCUGCAGUGAGACGGGUCGAGACUCGGAGCAGGACACAGACGUGACGCAGGCUCUGUCUUACACUAUGACGGGACUCAUGACCUUCACAGAAUACACUUUCAGAGUGGUGGCGUAUAACAAACACGGUCCUGGAGUUUCUACAGAAGACGUGACGGUGCGGACGCUGUCUGACGUACCGAGCGCUUCUCCUCAGAACGUCACGCUGGAGGUCCUCAACUCAACGAGCAUCAUGGUCCGCUGGCAGCCGCCUCCGUCGGGCAGUUUGAACGGAGAACUGAUGGGAUAUAAACUACGCUAUCGUAAAGGACUGCGGAGGGCGGAUUCAGUGGAGAUCACAACAACACAACUCUCUCAAAUCAUUGACGGUGACAGGUGUUGUGUUGUUUCAGGUCUGGAGCAAGGGAAAGUGUACACCUUCAGAGUUUCAGCCACUACUGUAAACGGAUCCGGACCGGCCACAGAAUGGACGGCGGCAGAAACCUUCGAGAAUGAUCUGGAUGAAUCGCAGGUCCCGGGCAUGCCGAGUUCUCUUCACAUCCGUCCGCUGGUGAACAGAAUGGUGGUGAGUUGGACUCCUCCAGAGGAUCGGGAGGUUUUAGUGCGAGGUUAUAAGAUGGGUUACGGUCUGGGCAGUCCUCACGCACACACCGUCGCUCUGGAUUAUAAACAGCGCUUCUACAGCAUCGAUAACCUCGAUGCUGCUUCACAUUACGUCAUCACACUGAAGGCCUUUAACAACAUGGGUGAAGGAAUCCCCAUCUACAACAGCGCAACAACCAGACCACAAUCCGACCCCGCAGACCCCGACAUUGAUUUUUAUGAACUCUUUAAUAACCCAUACACCCCAGCACCUGACCCUUCACCCAUGCUGCCCCCCGUGGGCGUUCAAGCGUCCGUCCUCAGUCACGACACAGUCAAAGUCAGCUGGGCCGACAACUCGCUCGCCAAGAACCAGAAGAUCACCGACUCCAGAUAUUACACCAUCAGAUGGAAGACCAACAUCCCGGCCAACACCAAGUAUAAGAUGGCAAACACGACGUCUCUGUUUCACACGGUCCCGGGUCUGAAGGCAAACACACUCUAUGAGUUCUCUGUGAUGGUGACCAGGAGCCGCAGGAGCAGCACGUGGAGCAUGACGGCACACGCCACCACACUGGAGACCAUUCCCAGCUCAGCACCUAAAGAUGUGACAGUGAUCAGUAAAGAAGGAAACCCACGAAUAAUCAACAUCAACUGGCAGCCGCCAACCGAAGCCAACGGCAAAAUCACAGGGUACAUCAUCUACUACAGCACUGAUGUGAACGCUGAGGUUCAUGAUUGGGUGGUGGAGCCGGUGGUGGGGAAUCGUCUCACUCAUCAGAUUCAGGCUCUGACUCUGGACACCAGCUACUACUUUAAGAUCCAGGCCAGAAACUCCAAAGGCAUGGGCCCGCUGUCUGAAGCGCUUCUGUUCCGCACUCCUAAAGCUGAACCUUCUGACAAGAUGUCCAGCGAUCAGGGUCUGCAGGUGAAGCCCGGACACCCGGUCCUACCCGGUCACGGCAUCGGAUCCAACAUCGGUAAACACAAACUCAAUGUCACCAUCUGCUGGACAAACGUCACACCUGCUGUGAAAUAAUUAUACCUCUCUCUC
Messenger RNA from Triplophysa rosa, 3776 nucleotides. RefSeq names its product neogenin-like. The coding region runs from base 417 to 3761 and encodes 1114 amino acids. The record is from RefSeq and is a predicted model, not a curated record. Gene Ontology annotation, molecular function: protein binding. The transcript is spliced from 22 exons. NCBI's taxonomy places the organism in Eukaryota, Metazoa, Chordata, Actinopteri, Cypriniformes, Nemacheilidae. Gene Ontology annotation, biological process: cell-cell adhesion.